Messenger RNA from Spirodela intermedia, 825 nucleotides. The record is from the annotation of a GenBank genome assembly. NCBI's taxonomy places the organism in Eukaryota, Viridiplantae, Streptophyta, Magnoliopsida, Alismatales, Araceae.
AUGGAGGAGCCCCUCCUCCCGGUGGCCUACCCGGAGGCGGAGGCCAGCGGCGGCGCCGCUUCGCAGAUCUCGUCCUCGGUCGUCGCGGUGCGGCUCACCACGUUUGUCGUCUUCGCGGUCCUCUCCCUCUGGGCCAACCACGAGGCCUCCAAGGGCUUCCAGGUCGCCGUCCUCAGCGGCGGCGGGGGCACCGCCGCUGCCCCGCGGUUCGACCUCAUGUUCGUCUCCAAUGGGCGGGCGGCGCGUGCCCUGCUCUCGGCCAGCGGGGCGGUGGAGCGCGUCCUCUUCUCCGGCGCCGGCGAGAGGAAGCGCGUCGACCGCGUCACUCUGCAACUCGCUCCGGCGGAAUUCUCCGGCGACGUCGCCGUACUGCGCGGAGGCCCCGCAGAGAGCGAGUUCACUCUUCAGCUCAGCUCUCGCGUCGUCUUCUCCUGCGACGGCGGUUCGGCCAUGGCGGCGGCCCUCCGCCGGGGGAUGGCGGAAGUCUGGCUAUGGGACGGGCAAGGGGCGGCGCCGCCGGACCUCCUCGACGCGAUGGCGGAGUUCCUGUCGGCGCCGCAGGGGGCCGCCGGCGGAGGAGCGGCGGCGAGGCUCGUACGGCGGUGCGAAGGAGACAGCGGUGGUGGCUUCGUGGCCCGUCUGAACGUGGCCAUGAAGGGCCGGUGGCGGCCCGAGAUGGUGGCGGAGGCGGUGGGCUCCUCGCCGGCGACGGCCUGCAGAGCGUCGGUAUCGUCGGCCGUGGAGAGUCUGGGAUUGGAGACGACCGUCGGGCGUGGACCGGCGCCGCGGCGGCACGUGAUGCUGGGGGCCUCGGCAUGUGGGUAA